AUGACAAGUAUUAUCAAUACGACCAUUUCAUUCUUUGACACCACGCCACUCGGAAGAAUUGUGACACGAUUUACCAAAGACACCAAUGCCAUUGAUGGAGAGUUGAAUUGGAGAUUGAGAGAGAUCACACCAAACCUCAUGUUCUUUGUGGGUGGAAUGAUUUUCGUAGUAAUUUGUUUGCGAGAAUUGGAAUCCAUCGGUGGUAUUGUGAGUAGUCCUGUAAAUUCACACAUUGCCGAAACUAUUCAAGGGCUUCAAACCAUUCGAGCUUACAACAAGCAGAAGUUUGUCUAUGAUUCAUUUGUGAAGAAGGCAGAAAACGAUCUGAGAGCUAACUACAACACAGAUUGUAUUCACAAGUACUUUGAGAUUCGAAAUGAUCUGGUGUCUGCUUUGUGUAUUGCUUCAAUUAUUCUCAUUAGUGUGAUAAGUUUCCCUGGUUCCAUGGUUGGUAUGAUUGUCGUUCAGGCUUCCUCAAGCUUUGAUUCAUUCUAUUGGAUUUUGUACUUGUAUGCAUUGACAGAGAAGGACUUUGUGAGCGUGGAAAGAGUAGAGCAAUAUUCAUAUCUCGAAAGUGAAAAAUAUGAGCCAAGAAAUCCACAAGUUGAUACGUCUAAUUGGCCACAACAAGGUGAAAUUAUUUUCCACAAUGUUUCUAUGAGAUACAAAUUACACACUGAAAAGAAAAAUGGAAGCUCCACAGAGAAGAAGAGUAAAUUGGUGUUGAAAGGAAUCAAUGCCCACAUUAAGGCAAAAGAGCGAGUGAGCAUUUGUGGUAGAACUGGUGCAGGAAAGUCAAGUCUUCUUCAAGUACUAUUUAGAUUACAAGAAAUCGAGGAAGAUGACUGUGCCAAUGGAUUCAUAUCUAUAGAUGGUAUUGAUAUUCGAGAUAUUCCUUUAACCAAAUUGAGAAGCGAAAUUUGCAUCAUUCCUCAACAACCAACCUUAUUUAAGGGAACAUUACGUGAAAAUCUUGACAGUUAUGGCCAAUUUUCAGAUCGAGAAAUAUGGCAAGCAUUGGAACAAGUAAAUUUGAAAGACAAAGUUCAAAAUAUGGAAUCGAGCGAGGACGAUGAAGAAGACUCUGAAGAAAAUCCAAGUCUCUCAAAUGUGAAACGAACUGGUUUGGAUAUCCUAAUUUCUGAAAAUGGAGAAAACAUUUCAGCAGGUACUCGACAAUUAAUUUGUUUAGCUCGUGCUUUAAUGAGAAAAUGUAAAAUUCUCGUUUUGGACGAAGCAACCAGCUGUUGUGACUUGGAAACGGAUCAGCUUAUUCAAAAAACAUUACGAGAAGCAUUUUCUUCACAUUGUACUGUAUUGUGCAUUGCUCAUCGAUUGGAGACAAUUAUGGAUUAUGAUCGAGUGAUGGUCAUUGAUGAUGGUCGAGUGGUAGAAUAUGACAGUCCUCAGAAUUUAUUGAACUCGACAACUUCCUUGUUUAGUGCCAUGUUUUCACUCCCAACGAAUCCGAUUUUCAAGUACACUCUCAUCAUCAAUACCUUCAUCAUCAUGAAACGGCUUUUUCGAUUUAACAGCAUCAACGACCAAUCUCCUCCUCCUUCUUCCAACACUCCUCGAAAACGAUCGACAAGUAAUUUAAAAGCUUCAAAUCUCUCAUCGACUCUGACAUCGAGUGGAACUAGUAAUGGAGAUCCGAGUGCAUUGAGAUGUCUUUUCAAUAUUCAUAUUCAUGCAUUGGAAGAUUUCGAUUUAAUGAGCGCAGUGACAACACAUUCAUCGAUGAAUGGAGGUCGAAAUCCUUCUUCGAGCGGAGGAGAUUUACAACGUUCGAAUAGUUUUGGAAGUAUUAAUAAUAAUAAUGGAAAUCUUUCGAUCCAUGGAUUGGAGAAUGGAACGGAUACAUCGAGAAGUAACUUGUCUUCGAAUAGUGCGACUCUUUCUUCGAAUGGAAGUUUUAGAAAUGGAUUUGGAGAUGGUGAAAUUGAAUCUGAAUCGAUGGCAGUUUCGAAUGCAUUGAUGAAAUUAUUGCAAUCGAGAUAUUCCAUUCAAUGGAAAGUGUUAAAUCAAGGUGAAGAGCGUGAAUCUUCGUUUUCAUCACUCUUGAGAGGUGGAAACAAUGUCACGAUUGGUGGAACUACAGAACCUGCCAAUGUCAUUUCGAAAUCUCUUUCGAACGAUGCAUUUUUCGAUGAUUAUGAAUAUAUCAACAAUUAUUGGAGUCAAACCAACAGUUCCACACAAUCUCCAAGCAAUAGAAAAUUCAUGCAAAAUUCUUCUGGACAACAACAAGCAUCGAGUAAUUCUAGUUCUCCAACUGGAUCUAGAAAGAGUAUGAUCUAUAUGGCAGAUUUCAAAGAUUAUGAAUAUGACUUUGUGUGUGACUUUAAACCAAAAAAAGAAAGAACCAUUUCUGAAAUUGUGUCACUUCUCAAUGGAAAUAAUUCAUCAGGGGGAAGUGGUUCAGGAUCUCAAGAAGAUCCAUUCCUUCCUUUCUAUGUUAAAAAUAUACAAUCCUUGCUUGAAGAUAAACCCAUUAUAUUGGAAAUUAGAGAGCUCAAGAGCAGUGGAAGUGGUCGAGUGACAAGUGACAAACGUAGCGGAUUAAUUCGAUUGAAUCUUUCAGAUUUCACAAUUCCUCCACACAUGAUUUACCAUGGCAUUGGUUCCAUGACCAAAACCAUUCUCGUUCCAGUGGUUCUCUCUACCGAUUCUCCACAACAUUCCAAUCUCGUCUUGACUGCCAAAUUAAGAAUGCAAAUCAGUUCCAUGUGGUUGACAGAUACCUUAAUUUCAAAGGAAAGACAAAAACCACAAGCUCCAAAAUAUGACACAUAUUUCUUACUCGAUGAGAAUGAGUCAUAUAUUGUUCCAGAUUCACUUGUCAAUUCCAGAAAAACAAAUCAACCAUCCUCUCCUCCUGUCCCCAUUCUCAAAACCUCUCGAAGUAAUGGUCAACUAAACGGAAGUCUGACAAGUCGAUCCGAAACUUCCAAUAACGAAAUUGGAAUUACGAACACACCUCCCGAUUCUCCUCCUCGAAAAUCAAGCAAUUCCUCAACCGUGACCGUUCCUCCCUUAAUGGUGAAAAAAUUUUCUUCCAACAAUAAUCUUUCAUCGUCACAAAAUUCAAAUGGAGGAGUCUCAAGUCUUGGAAGUAAUAAUGGAAAUUCGUAUCAUCAUCCAACAAAUUUUCUCUAUUCUCCGACGAAACCUUUCACAGAAAAUGGCUUUGCCGUAUCCAUGCAAGUCGAACGAUUGGAUUCACACAUGAGAGAAGUUGAGGAUCUUUUGAAACGACAAUAUCAUUCGAUGAGAGAUCACGUCGAUCAUGUACAAAAAGAUAUUGAUGAUUUAUUUUCAAUUUUGGAAAUUAUUGAAGCUGAAAAACAAGGUUAUUGUAAAAUGUCCAUUCCAGAAUUUGGUUUAAGUCAAACACAUCCAAGUAGUAGCAACAGUAAUAUUAGCAGUGGUAACCUUUCCAAUCAAUUAUUACCAGGAGGCAACUUUGAUAUUGAAGACAAGUUGCAAUAUUUUGUGUUUUGUGACCUUCAAGGAUGCAAUCAAAUGUGGACUUUACCUCAUGAGGACAUUUCAAAAAGCGUCACCAUGUAUUACGAAGUGUUAAGAAAAUGUGUGAAAGAUAAUAUGGGAGUGGACAUGACACCUGCGGUCAAACACGAUGAAUUUCAUAACAUUGUCAGCGAUUCUGUUGUGUGUGCCUUUGAGACUGCCAAACAAGCUCUCAAAUUCACACUUCUCGUUCACACUAAAUUAAUGGAAGCCGAUUGGCCAGAUUCGCUUUUAACACUCGAUGGUAUUUGCACCUAUCAAAAGAAUAACAUCAAAUUACUGUAUCGAGGACUUCGAUGUCGAAUGGGAGUGGUGACACGUUCGAAAAAAUUCAAAGACAGCACACUGCAAGCUAUUAAGAGAGCAACCAUGAUUGCUCAAUAUGCACAAGGAGGUCAAACACUCGUAGAGAGUCAAGUCAUGGACAAUUUAUCACUGGAACAAAAGAAUCAAUCGACUCUUUCUCCAACAUUUAAUGAAAAUGGUAAUACUGGUGGAUAUGGAAAUAACAACACGAUCGAAUCAUUGGUGCAACGAUUGGAUAAUUGUAACAUUGAAGGUGUCACAACACCUCGUUCGAGCACGACGCUUUUUUUGGUCAUCCCAAGUCAACUAAAAGAACGAAGAUUUAAAGAGUUAGUCAAACGUGUCAAUUCCAAUUCGAAUGUGACUCAACAAGAUGAAUUCUCUCCUCCAAUUCUCGACGCGAAAGAACUUCCAUUGAAUGAAUCAUGCAUGGUCAACGUGCUUCACACUCGACUUUCACAAAUGAAACAAAAAUACAAAUCAGACAUUGAGGAUCGAUUGAAGGAAAUUGAUCAAACCAUAUUUAAAUUGAGUUCAUUGGUUGAGAACCUUUCGGAUGAAAUUUCGGAUUUGAAAGAUAUUCACACGACGAAUUUGAGGACAAAAAUUAAGAGUUUUGAAACGGAACUUUUGAAAUUGAGUAUGCAAUUGUUGGAUAUUCAUCAACAUCAUCAUGUAAAUACUUCUGUCAUGCAUCAUUCCACAUCCACGACAUUUGACAAUCAUGACAUUUCUCCCAAUGAUCACAACAGUCCUAGCCUUUUGAAACGACAUGAACCUCACUCACGAAUGUAUUCAUCCUUUAGAGAAAAACCAGUAACAGCUGCUGUUAGCACUGAAGAUUUCAUGCCUUCUGCAGAGUUGGACGAAGAUGUGACGAGUGACAAGGCCUCUCCAUCUCCACCUUUGAAGACGGCCAUGUCUAUGCAUGAUUUAAGAUCACCUCGAGCAAAAUUGAAUCAAUACUUGUUGGAAAUGUUGAAUCAUAACAAUUCAAUCAAACAAAAAAUUGAACAAUUGAAACAAUCUUCACCCCCAACACUGACGAAUAAUUAUUAA
Naegleria lovaniensis is the source of this 4896-nucleotide messenger RNA. RefSeq lists its product as uncharacterized. Lineage: Eukaryota; Heterolobosea; Eutetramitea; Acrasida; Naegleriidae. Gene Ontology annotation, molecular function: ATP hydrolysis activity; ATP binding; ABC-type transporter activity. The coding region runs from base 1 to 4896 and encodes 1631 amino acids. Gene Ontology annotation, biological process: transmembrane transport. Gene Ontology annotation, cellular component: membrane. The record is from RefSeq and is a predicted model, not a curated record. The transcript has 7 exons.